GCGUAAUAAUUGGCAAUGGAUAUGUCUAUUGGCAACUUUUCAAGACCCGUUUAACACUUUUCCGGCAGACUUUUACCCAAUUCGUCGAUCCCAAGACAUCGUCGUCGUCAAAUUCCGAUCUCCAUGGAACCCAAAACUUCAAUCGUCUCAUCUUCAUCAUCCAAACCUUCAAACCCUAACCCUAACCCUAAAAACAGAGAUUUCCUAAUCCAUCUCGAAGCUUACCUCGCCAAACGUGAUGGCGUUGACAAGUUGCUCAAAAUCUCCCGUUACGCAUCUAAGAUCAUCCUCGCAUCCUCCGUUAUCCCUGAAUCCCUUCCGUUAUCUCUCCGUCUGAAAUCCUUCGAGUCCAGCGUUGGUGUUAGCCGGAAAGCAUUUCGUCUCGGGAAAUUCGUGCAAGACGUGAACGCACUCCGUUCGGCUAAUAUUAGUUCGAAAGAAGAUUUACUUCUCUCGAUUUUAGCUUAUGGAGGUGAGGGAUUGUACUAUUUUGUUGAGCAAUUUGUUUGGUUAGGAAAAGCAGGGUUGAUUGAUAAGAAGAAUUUGAAUAGUUUACAGAAGAUUAGUGCGUGGUGUGAGUUUAUUGGUUAUAUUGGAAGUGUGAGUUUGAAGGUUAAGGAAUUAAGCCAAAUUAGUGAAGAUGAGCAGUGUUUGCUUUCGACUCGUGAGGUAUCGAUGAUCAGGGGGAUUGGAUAUGCUGAUGAAGAGGAGAAAUUGAGGAAAUUGAGAUUGAAGAAGUUGAUGAAGAGGUUAUCAGUGAUUCAAGAUUUUGCUGAUGGGUUAAUGGCUUUAGCUGAUAUUAGUGAUGGUAAAGGGAUGCUUUCUGCACCAUUGUUGUUGUCAUCAGCAGGGUUGUUGUCAGCUCUUAUUAGCACACAUAAGAAUUGGAUCUCUUGCUGAUCAUCCAUAGCUGGAUUUGGAGGUAUGGUUUGUGCUUAAUCAAAUGGAAGUUUAUGUUGUCGUAGGAUUAGUUAGUGAUAAAGAUUCAUUUUUUAAAAGUAAUGUAAUGUGUUCUCCCCAAAAUAAGAAGGGAAUUGGGAGAAGGUAUACAAGUGGUGUCAAGUUAUCUUAUUGCAGAUAGAAGAUUUCUAUCUCAAAGAUAGUUACUUUAGUUCCUCAUGACAAUUUUACUUGUUGCAU
Solanum stenotomum is the source of this 1140-nucleotide messenger RNA. Its product is annotated as peroxisomal membrane protein 11A. The record is from RefSeq and is a predicted model, not a curated record. The coding region runs from base 124 to 900 and encodes 258 amino acids. Lineage: Eukaryota; Viridiplantae; Streptophyta; Magnoliopsida; Solanales; Solanaceae. Gene Ontology annotation, biological process: regulation of peroxisome size; peroxisome fission. The transcript has a single exon. Gene Ontology annotation, cellular component: peroxisomal membrane.